This is a messenger RNA of Trypanosoma cruzi, 269 nucleotides long. RefSeq names its product mucin-associated surface protein (MASP), putative. NCBI's taxonomy places the organism in Eukaryota, Euglenozoa, Kinetoplastea, Trypanosomatida, Trypanosomatidae. The annotation marks the transcript as partial. The transcript has a single exon. The record is from RefSeq and is a predicted model, not a curated record.
GUGAUGCCGCCAAUAAUGAAACCGACAAGACCACUGAAGACGGCAUCCCGAAGAAUGAUUCAGCAGCUGAUGGUGAAGAGAAACGAGAGGAAAAAAGAAAUGAAAAUAUGAAUGCCAAUCCGAGGGAAACACCGGUUGAAGCCUCAGCCAUGAAACCCACAAAGGCGACUACAGAUGACAGUGACGGCAGCACCGCGGUCUCCCACACCACCUCCCCUCUUUUGCUUCUUCUUCUUGUUGCGUGUGCGGCUGCGGCGGUGGCCGCGUGA